AUGGCGCUGCGUGUCUCACAUUUGACGUGUGCGUCAGCACCAAUACCUUCGGACAAUGCCAUAGGACCGUUGUGGUGUCUCGAACGGAAUCUCUCAGGGCAGCCGACUCUUCUGCGGGUUCUGAUUGAGAGUUGCACGGACAAGGUCAACUCCUGCUACCUCAAAGGUGGCGAGCGGAUUCACCCCGACUUUCAAGUCCUCCAGAAGGCGAAAUGCAAGGGCGACUUGCCGGGGUUGAUGUCAAUCCGAGAGGACAUCAUCAAGGACAAGCGCAAGUUCUGGGAGCAGCGAAAGAAAGAGCUGGAAGACAGGCGGCUGAAAAAACAGAGUGCCGACGAUGCAGUUGAAGAAGUCAUAACACGGAAAGACUUGAAGAAGAUGGCGAAAAAGGCGAAAGCGAAGAGCCGAAUCACCCAAGGGUUGCGGAACGAGAAGGGGGCGUCAGAUGGUUUCGCAGCGGCUCCAGCUUCGAAGCUCGGCUCGCCGGAUGACGGAGAACGCGAGGAAGGCGGCAGCGAUGAAAACGACGACUUCCUUCACGGCGCCACAGUGGACCGGCAGAAAACAGAGUUGAGCCCGGGCGAGUGGCGAAUUAUUCACCAAGGAAAAGUCGACUUAUCGGAACUCUUCGGACACCACUCGACGCUGCCUAUGGAAAAGCCCGUCCCUGAGAACCUACGCGUCGAAAUUCACCUCGGAGCUUCAGUACUUUCGAGUACGGACAUCGACGUCGCUAUUUCCGAGAAUAACAAGGUGCUAACCAUUGCUCGGAAAGGCGAUCCCUAUGCCCCCCAUACCGUGCCUCUGCCUCAUGCAGUCGACUUCGCCCAGGGUCGCGCUCAGUUCUUUUGCGAAAGCCACCGCCUUCACCUUGUUCUGCCUGUUCUGAAAUCGGGCCUUCUCGGGUCGGCCAACUCUUUAAAAGAUUGCAAAGUCGACACAGGAUCGGCCGAGGACGCGCAGCCCCCCUUGGAGCGCCGAGAGCCCCUCGAAACCGCGGAACCCAUUCGGCAAGACGAGAAUAAGUCGAUUGGGCAGGAUCAUGUUCUCGGCAAACGCAGCGCCGUUGAAGCUGGCCAAGCCGACGCUUUGGCAGCCGCAAAAGAAGACGCCGGCGCGGGAGAGUUCGUCGCCAGUGGAAGCAGCGCAGCCUUUGAAUGGAACGGAGAAGAUCCAAAAGAGGAUCAGCUGGACGGCUCUGACGCGCGCCUUCCGCCUCUCCUAGAGAGGCAAAACUCCCAAGACAGCGCAGAGAAGCGACGCCACGACCCGAAGAGGGUCACGACUCCUCUGAAGCUCUCUAGGACUCCCGGAGAGGUACUCGCCCGUGGCGAAGCGGCUGCCAGCCAGGCUGUUCCGAUUCGCUUCGCAGGAGAAGAGGCGACAGCCGCCUCACGAGACCUGAGCGCGGCGAGGGUCAGUCUGGGGAGUCUUGAGAGAGGAGAGACCAGACCGGCUCCGAGAGAUGGCGGAUUUCUCGAGGUGACUGAGCCGGAAUUUCAUCACAUCGCUCGGAGUGUCUCGUCAGAGUCGUCGGCGGAACCCGAGCAGGAAACUUCCAAGACCUCAGAAGCUUCACUCGAUUCUCCCCCAGAUGCCACGAACUCCGGCAUCGCCGAGAUAAUCGUUCAUACAGGGAAUGCAGCGUCGCUGCGACAUGACGCCUGCAAAGAAAAAAGAUGCGACACGGAAACGCAUGCACCUUCUCCCGAGAAACUAGAGUUUGCAAGUCCAUUUUUAAUUAGGGAGGAGAAGCCCGAGGUAGACGACGGCGCUGACGCUGACGACUUUUUGCAUCACCCUUUCGUCGAGUGCGUCGACGAUUCAACUGUCCUGUCGGAUAGCGAAGCGCGAGGGGAAGGGAAGAAGCAAUCCCUUCCUGGCCCAUCUUGCGAAGCGAGGGGGGAGCAAGCGAGUCGCGAGCAUCCACUGAACGAGGGGACUCAACAGGCAGGAGAGCCGCAUGAACUGGAGGCCCCCGAGAUUGUGGAAACGAAACAAAAUCUCCUUUUACUGUUUUCUCUCCCUGCGGCAUUCGCGCCCUUUGAGCAUCAGGACAACACGGUUCAAGUGACAGACUCUCGCACGGUAAGUUCCGUUUCCAGCUUUUUCGAGAGAAACCAAGUCUCAAACGGUCUCGACGCAUUGCUCGGCACCCUGCGUCCGCGACAGCUCCGUCCCCAGCCGUCCCUACGCUUGGCCACAAAGCCUCGGGCCCUCUGA
Molecule: messenger RNA, 2223 nt
Organism: Neospora caninum
Lineage: Eukaryota; Apicomplexa; Conoidasida; Eucoccidiorida; Sarcocystidae
Exons: 7
Coding region: 1-2223 (740 amino acids)
Source: RefSeq, a predicted model, not a curated record